AUGGAGCAUCAGUUCCCCGCCUACAUGAUGCCACAAGCAAGUCAGCCUCAGCCCAACGACAUGUUCGUUUUUGCCACCACAAACCUGCCCCAGGCGCCACUGCAUCUGAACGGAUAUGAUGACUUCAUCAACUUCUCCUAUCCCCCGCCGCCACCCAAUCCUGACACCAUGGACGGGGGCUCAUCCGGUGCAAUGUUCUCUCCUAUGUCACGGAUGAAUAUGCAUGGCAGUAAUCCCCAGAUCUUGUCACAAGGACUCGGCGGUGCAGAUAUCUACAAGCAACAGCAGCACCAGCAACAACAUCAACAACAUCACCCACACGAACACCAAUAUCAACACCAUGACCGGCCGCGAGAAAUAUCACUUGGGCCUCAUCAGCCACCAACACCACCACUCACAACACCCCCAAGCGCCCAAAGUCUUCCAUCCAGCUCCCCAGCGAUACCCAGCCGGACAAGUCCGGAUCGAUUUGCCCGGGAAGCACUCACGGAAAAGCCGGGCAACUCCGACGAUGUGCUUGCCGACAUGGUCCAUCUGCUCGCACAGCCGGAUGCCUGGAACGCAAUCCCUAAUGUCAUUGGUGACGCUACUCUGGCGCUAUCACACGAUGCACGGGAUCGUAUCGUCGCAACUGUACAGUUGUUGCUCCAUCGUGCUUUACAGUCGCGUAGUCCACCUUCACAGUGUAGCCAGGGCCUAUUCGGACGCAUUGUAGCACUGCCACCUUCCCAUGUGCUGGUACACUUCAUCGACAUGUAUGCAGCACGCAUCGACUCUGUUCAACCCUACCUUGGGCUCGCUGGCUGCUCGACCACCAAUAUUCACGAUAUUCUAUCAGUGGACAUGGCUGAUAUUGGCAUGCUUUUGAUCAUCCUUCUAAUUACCCAAGGAGCCAUGCUCACUGAUCAGCACGAAUCGCAUGUACUUGCACAUGGCUUGAUCGAAGUGUGCAGAAUUGCGCUAGAUGACCUCCUCGAAAGCCAAAGCAUAGCUCAGCCAAUGGUCGGAGGAAGUGCUCUGCAGCUGCUGACGCUGUGUACACGCAGUGGUAAAGACUGCUUGACCUCGUAUGCUCUGUCAAAACGAGGACAGUAUCUAAGUAUGCUCAAAAACACCGGCCUCCUGCAGCCGGAGCAGUCACCUCUCCAUUAUAACCCUGAUGGCCUCGAUCUUUGGGAGCGUUGGAAGGAGCAAGAGCAACGCAAUCGACAUGCGUAUGCGUGGGUAUACGUAGACCUCGAAUUAAGCCUGCUCCACGAUCUGCCGCCGAUACUCUCAAUCAAUGACUUACAAGUCCCAUUGCCACACGAGAAUCAUCUUUGGAACGCCCCGUCAUACAACAACUGGUUUGAAGCUAGCGGUACCCAAGGCACUCACGAAACACCUUCACUCAACGCUUUCUUCCGCAGCUUUCUCCAGGGCCGAUUAGCAGGCAGCGAGGACCUACCCGUGCACCAUCUACGCCUCCUUCUCCACCCGUUACAAGCCAUGGUUUUAGAGCAACAGCAGCUCCUGCGCAUCUUCGAUACAGACGAGCCGUCCAACAGAUACCGCGUUCUUUCCAAGAUAAAAAUUCUAGGCCGUUUGCAAGAGACGCAAGAUAUGCUGCAAGACCUGGCCACGCUUCUCAACCGCCAUUCCAUGGCGACGCCAACAUCCGAAAGGGGUGGUACCGGCGACUGGCUCCAAUCAGCAAAGUGGGUAAGCAUGAUUAUGCUCCAUUUGGUUAGCCUCAACGUUUUUACCAGCAUCCCCGAAAUCGAAAAGUGCGCUAGGGAAGAGCCUCCCGCAUCUGACGCGGCGCGCGCGGAGAUGUGGCGCCGGGCACGCUAUCCCGAAGGGGAGAGUUAUGUUCUCUUCCAUGCAGGUCAGAUUUUCAGACUGAUUGACAGCUUGCCCUUGGAGGCCAGGCCCACUUGGUGGCCGGUUGCCUUUUAUCGCGCGUCUAUGGCGUGUUGGGCUCUUAGGUCCCUAGAUAGGCAGUCGCCGGGCCUUCAACAGAUAGAGGUCAACAUUGAUGCAAUAUUGCCCAGCGAGGAGGAACGCUCUCACAACACUACCCUCGGCAUACCUGUUGUUACCCUACCCGAUGGAAGACGGCUGGCCGUCCUCGAGGGCAGCAACAGCUUGAGAUAUUGCAUCAGCAAGCUUGAGAGCUAUCCGUCUCAUCUAGUUCGCGGCAUUAUCGACAAGGUUAGGUUUUUUUCAGAUAGAUGGAGUUAUUAAUGUUGCACGCUAGCAGGGCUAUCCCUACACUCUCUCAUUCCUCACAUAUAUAUAGCUUCCCUCGUUCAUAGCUAUACAAUCAACUCAGUCCUUCA
Molecule: messenger RNA, 2321 nt
Organism: Pyrenophora tritici-repentis Pt-1C-BFP
Lineage: Eukaryota; Fungi; Ascomycota; Dothideomycetes; Pleosporales; Pleosporaceae
Source: RefSeq, a predicted model, not a curated record